Capronia epimyces CBS 606.96 is the source of this 1218-nucleotide messenger RNA. RefSeq lists its product as uncharacterized. The coding region runs from base 1 to 1218 and encodes 405 amino acids. Lineage: Eukaryota; Fungi; Ascomycota; Eurotiomycetes; Chaetothyriales; Herpotrichiellaceae. The transcript has 2 exons. The record is from RefSeq and is a predicted model, not a curated record.
AUGCUGUCGUUACAUGUCUUGAUCCUUUGUGGUCUGUGGUCUAUCGGUACCAUCGCAGGGGACGUCACUCAUUGGUUCACCGAAACUUGUACAGAAACUCAAUGGGCGACACCGCCAAAGGAAGCCAUCACCUACUGGAGUACUUCCACCUGUUGGGAAACACAAUGGUCGACUGCUCCCCCUGAAACAGUUUGGACCACGGUUUGGUCAACCUCUGUGCAGCCAACGACUUAUAUUUCCGUGGAAACGACGACAUACGUAUUGGUUGACACGUCUGUCCUCACCACGACCGAGUUCCUCUACAGCACAUUCAACAACUAUUACACCGAUACUGCGACCGAGACACAAUGGUCCCAAGAGACCGAGACUGCCACAGAUACAAUUACCACCACUGAGUUCAUCUACAGCACAUUGAACAACUACUAUACCGACACAGCAACCGAGACACAAGUCUCUCAAGAGGUCGAGACCGCCACGGAUACAGUUACCACCACUGAGUUCAUCUACAGCACAUUGAACAACUACUAUACCAACACAGCGAUCGAGACACAGGUCUCUCAAGAGACCGAGACCGCCACGGAUACAGUCACCGCAACCGAAAUUGUCUACAGCACAUUGAACAACUACUUUACUGACGCGGCGACUGAGACACAGGUCUCCCAAGAGACCAUCACGGCUACUGCUACUAUCACCAGCGCGAGUGUGGUGGUGAGUGUCGAGUAUAGGACGAUUACUCAAUCUUGCACUUUUACAACUACGCCCCUCGUCGGCCUGGUCCUCUGUCCUUCCAGAACCAUCAAUCCGACGUAUACGACCUCCACUGCUCUUCCUACUGAUUACUUGUGGGGCUGUCCACCAGGAACUUUGUGCACUCCAAAGCAAAUCGAUUGCAAUUUCGAGCAAGGCCUGCCUGCGGACUCAUACUAUUGCAGUCCUGACGAUUGCAAAGUCCCGCCGCCUCUACCACCGCUCAUUGACGACGAGGAUCCCCACAACUGUACCCCGGUCAUCCCCAUCGAAGGGUACUUUGACCUCGACCCUCGCCCAUUCGGUCUGAACUACAAUAUUUUCGAAUUCAACGGCCAACCCGGGCCUAGCUGUCCAUCCACCUACAUGGGCGGAUUGGACGACUCCAAGUCCAUCUCUACCACCCCCAUUCACCGUAUGGGCACCAUCACCAUCGUUGGGAACAAAGUCCUAUGGGCAGAGCUGGAAUGA